Bipolaris oryzae ATCC 44560 is the source of this 432-nucleotide messenger RNA. RefSeq lists its product as uncharacterized. The record is from RefSeq and is a predicted model, not a curated record. The coding region runs from base 1 to 432 and encodes 143 amino acids. NCBI's taxonomy places the organism in Eukaryota, Fungi, Ascomycota, Dothideomycetes, Pleosporales, Pleosporaceae. The transcript has a single exon.
AUGCCCACCACCAGAUCCACAGCCAAGUCCGACGAGGGCACGCCGAAAAAGGUUCGUUCUGUCAAGAACAUGACUGUCGAAGAGCGGGACAUUGCAAUUGCAAUGUUGAGAGAGGGCCGCAGUAAUGCGGAAGUUGCAGCGCACUUCAAUCGCGAUCCUGCGACUAUCCGGAAACUGCGCAAGAAAUACUCCAGCACCAAUUCGACAAAGGACAAACCUCGUAGCGGUCGCCCAAAGUUAUUAUCGCGUCAACAGGAGAAGCUUCUAUAUCGUGCAGCUCGCCGCUCGGGGCCAAAGGUCACACACAAGGAGCUCACCGAGGCAGCCACCGUGGUGCAGUCUGAUGGGACUGCUUUGAAGCUACCUUCCAAAAACACGUUGUAUAGGGCACUCCGCAGUCGAAAUCUGGUACCCUCGCGAUCCAAAAAGUGA